Messenger RNA from Protopolystoma xenopodis, 1632 nucleotides. Lineage: Eukaryota; Metazoa; Platyhelminthes; Monogenea; Polystomatidea; Polystomatidae. The record is from the annotation of a GenBank genome assembly.
AUGCUUAAUCUGACCUCUUCCCCAGCAUCGACGAAUACCUCUCAAUGGAUCAGUUUUCUGCAUCUCCCACUGCACCAUAAGGGUCAUAUCUCUAGUAUUCGUUGCAUGACAAUGGCCCACACUUUGCUACCGAUUAACACUCAGUCCAGUGCUCUCUGCGCUUCUGAUUUUGCCAAUGACGCCGAUUCUGCUUCCGUUGUGACCAGAUCGCAGGGUAGUAAUGCUGUAUCUAUGAUAUUGUUGACUGGUGGAGGUAGGAGUCAACUUGUGGUCUGGCGUUUGGUGGAUAGCCCCUCCUCUUCUCAGCUGAGACCAGUUUUUCUUGGUCAAGCGCGACUCCAAUCGGGUAAGCUGAGGCCAUUGCAAGGUAUUAUUAGUCGGAAGACUUCAAAACCACCAGCAUCAAACGAACCAGAUAUCCCAGUCUUUGGCAAUGAAGAAGACAAUGGCGGCUGUACAGAAGAAGAGAGUGAAAAUGAUGAGCAUAGCAAUGGAGCCAGUCUGACAUUCACCUUAAUACCAUCAAUGCAACCACAGUACCGGAUGCCGUAUUUCAGUGGGACCAAUGCGUCGGGAUGUAAAGUCUAUCCGGACGUGAGGCUUAUGGCAAUGCAAGCGGUUAUUUUGAAUCGACCACAAGUUUCUUCACCAUCAGUCCAGGACCAACACAUAAUCGUCUGCGUGGCCUGUUCAAAUGGUCACCUUCGCUUUCUGGAGAUCUGUCUGCCUGAUUCAGUGUCAGGUUCAACAAGCGCCUGCUUCUUGCCUCUACCAGAACCCAUCGACCCUCCAGAGCCCGACGGCUGCCAUCUCGACUUGACGACGCUAACUGUUUCAUGUUCCGAGGUUCAAGUCGGUCGGCUUUUGGUCUGCUGGCAGUUGGCUGCCUGCACUACUCGGGGACUCGUGACAGGCUGGCAGGUCUCGUGCUGUGCGGAUCCUCAAUCGGACGGGCCUGGAAAUAAGGGUUCCUGGGUUCAGGAGUUGUCUGCACGUCGAGCCUGGUGCCUCUCCGGCCCUGACCUCUGGAAAGCCGAUGAAACUGAAGCCCGAAAUCCGUCCUCUUUCGCCCACCAAUGCGCCAUCAAUAGCGUUGCGAACCUGGGCCCUCUGAGACACGUCGGUGGCCCAGAACCGCCUGCCAGGCUGUUGGCGGUCGGUGGGGACGACGGUGGUGUUGCUGUUGCUAAAGUCGCCUGGACUCCGCAUUCUCAGUCCGAGUUGCCGGAGGCCGAGUUGUCGCCAGCCUCGGCAGUUUGGCUCGACUAUCAGUGCCAGCAUUACGCAGCUGUGGUUCGAGUGGCCGCUCUUCAUUCGCAAACCAACUGUGUUACUGACAGUAAGAUUGGAAAACUGGUACCUAAAUUCAAUUUGGCAAGUCUGUCGGCGGAUCAGAGGCUUUUAAUCUGGCACGUUGACCCUCCCGGCGACGGCACAUGGGAUGGUUGGAACUUAAGGCCAUUGCGGGACUUGCUCAUCGGCUUAGCAGAUCCGCAUGAACUAGUAGUUGCCUCUCUACCCGGUAUACACCAGACCAUUGUUGAUGGCGAGGAGUCGGAAGCGCGUUAUUAUGCCCUCUGUACAGGCUCCGGACUCUGCUUGACUGAACUGGCCGUAGGAAAGGAUGUCUAA